Leguminivora glycinivorella is the source of this 4114-nucleotide messenger RNA. RefSeq names its product RNA polymerase II-associated protein 1. The record is from RefSeq and is a predicted model, not a curated record. NCBI's taxonomy places the organism in Eukaryota, Metazoa, Arthropoda, Insecta, Lepidoptera, Tortricidae. The coding region runs from base 397 to 3954 and encodes 1185 amino acids. Gene Ontology annotation, cellular component: nucleus. Gene Ontology annotation, biological process: transcription by RNA polymerase II. The transcript has a single exon.
UAAAUUGACAUAAGGUUUGCAUUUGUGGGUAUUGAUACUUGAAAAGCGUCCUAAUUAAUACUGUUUGGUUUUCUCAAAACCUGGAUAAAAAUUGAAUUUUAUGUAGAAAGUUUAAAAAGUUUUUAAAAUAAAACUUAAGGAUACCGUGCCGAGUUUUCGUUUCAAGUAGGUUUAUUAAAAGAUCAUUGAAUCCAAUUGAAUCACUACGUUGGCUUGUUAUAUGGUUAUGAUAGAAUGGCAAUCUUCAGAAACUAUUAUCUAAAUGUCGAACCAUGAAAACAAUCUGAGUCGUGCUCGCGUGCUGUAAUAAUUACAAUUUUUCCUUUGUAUUUCAAGUGGAAUUACUGUUAUUUAGCCAUUUUUUGACUAAUAGAUCGGCAAUAUAAUUUAUACGAAAUGCUCAAACGCCCCAACCCUGAAGAGGAUGAGGAGGACAUCCUACGAAUGCAAGAAGAAUACUUACGUGAAAAGAACAAGGACGCUAACUUUCGUCCGUCGGCUUCAGUAACAAAUCUGCGGCAGCAAGUUACAGAAACUCCAAAACCCGCAAGCAGUAAGUCUGAAAAGUCUGUGGGCCGUAAGCCCUCAAAAUACGCUCAGUCUAAGGGCCUCAAAAAUGAAAAGCAAGUCCGAAUUGAGAGCAGUACUGGCUCCGUUAUGGGAGACAUUUUGGAAAAGAAUAUGCAAGAAGUUCCUAAGGAAACAGAAAUGGACGAUGAUAAGGUAUACUAUCCUAAAAUCAUACCUUCAGUUAUGAGCAAUAUCAUAGAGAAAAAUGCUAAUUGCGAUGUAGAUAUGAGUUUCAAACCAAUGCCUACUCAAGGCUUUCCGGUAGCUAUGAAAUGCGAUUUUAAUGUAGCUCCUGGUUCGAAAAGUAUUCAUUCAUUGUACUUUCAAAAGAAACAGCAAGAGAAAACCUCAAAAAUGGAUAUUGAUGAACCGUCAAGCAGCAGUAAACAGGUUAAUCUUCCAGAAAAAAGUUACAUUGUGUCUUCACAAGAUGCUGAUGUCAUCCAUACUGAAAAUGUUAAUCUGUUGAGUAAAAUGUCUGAAAAGGAAAUAUUAGAGGAACAGCAAAAGUUACUUUCUGAACUGGAUCCCAAUUUGAUUAAGUUUAUUAAAGCUAAACGGAAGAAUGAGAACCCUGUCUCUGUGGAUAACAAACAUUCACCAAAGAGCCAGAAAAUGACACCACCGGAUGUACCAAUGGAGUCAUUAGUGUCUGAUGAUGCUGCUUGGGAUAAUGACAUACUAUCCCACCCCAAUGUCAAUAAAUGGCUGCAUUUUGACUCAUUAGAGAAGGAUAAACUCGAAUGGAUUAAAGGAAUCAAAGAAAGCAAUUCCAUCACUCCAGAUAAACCUUAUGAAGCCCGCUUCGAUUUCAAAGGGUACCUUUUACCAUACACCAUACCUUAUACAGAAGAAACUAAAACACUUUUUCAUCAUGGUGAAGAACCACAUAGACCGGGAUACACCCUUACGGAGCUCUUUGAGCUAACUCGCUCCAUGGUAACUCAGCAGAGAGUCUUUGCUUUAAACACAUUAGCAGGAAUACUCGAAUACUACUCGGCAGGCACCUACAAAGGCAUUAUUGACAUACCUCUUAGUAAAAUACUUUUUGUAUUACGAUUCUCAUUAGAUGACAAGGCAGAAGCUAUUAUUGAACCUUCUUUGAAAGCAAUAAGAAACCUAAUAUAUAAUAGGAUAGAUGAAGCAAGUUUAGAUGCCUUAUUAGGAUUUGAAGCUGGUUUACAACAACCUUGUUUAGAAAAUGACAAGUCAGAAAUUGAAGAAUUGGAAUCAAAAGAGUCAGAAUUAAAAGAUUACCACUUGGCAGAAGUAGACAUUAUAGCAGCUCUAUUAAGAACUGAUAUUCUUACAAGAAUUCAGUACAUUUUAGGGAAUAUAAAACCAAAUGUGAACUCUGUUCAAUAUUGUUUGCAAAUUUUGACCAGACUAACUAGAGAUUCACCUGAGACUGCCAUGACCAUAGUAAAAAUGGAACAUUUGAUGAACAGUGUCAAAGAUAUCUUUAAGAAUUACAAGAAUAACCAGUUGUCACAACUAGCUAUGAGGUUUCUCAGAGUCCUAUCUCUACAAUCAAGAGAAAUUGGAGACAUAUUAAUAUCAAAGUACUCCAUAUUAGAACCUAUUUUGCAAUGUAUCAGCACAGUAGCAGACAGGACAAGUGGCCUACGAGUCCAAAUAGAAGCCUUCUGCCUCAUGACUAACUUGUUACAUCAUGAUCUUGCUGUGGAGGAAUCCCUGUCCGUAUUCCCCAUUUUACUAUCAGCUUUGUACAUACAUGUCCAAAGCACAGAUGUGUUUGUUACAUCAUCUGUAUUGAAUGCUACCCAUGCGGCAGUCAUUCUUCAAUUUGCCAGCAAAAUCUGGUGCACACAGAAACUGCCAGAUAGUAAUAAAGGACAGCUCUGUAUAUUACUGAAAGUAGGAGCGACAAAGUGGCUCGCACAAAUAUCUCAAAGUGAAAGUUUCACGUGUGGUCAUUUACGCUUGCUCUGCUCUGUUUUGAACUGUUGUAACACAAUUAUUAAAUUUGAUCAAGUUGAUAUGGCUUUCUUGAGGGAAUCCCUAACCAAACUUUCGAAUUCUGCUGGAUUUUUAAUAAUUGUAGCACACCUUGAGUCCAGUUCGAACUUAUUGUCAGGAAUAGAAACUAAAGAUUUACAUUUCACGAAAAACUUGAUGAGCCUUGGGGCAUCCGUUGUUGACACGGAACUAAAAACAUUACCAAUACUGAACAGUUUGUCACCGGUUCCAUUUCUAGCAUCCUUGUUCAAUCUCCUCGAAGCUGUGAAUGAUGAAAAAAUCGUCCAAAUUUUUGCUCAAAAACUUGAGCCGUAUAUCGAGAAGCUAGCUCAAAAAUCGCCGAGUCUGAGUGACAGUUGGUUCACAAGAACGGAGACAGAUCUUGUGAUCAGCAUAAUAAAGAUUGCCGUGAAAAUCGACGUUCCUGAAUCUAAGAAAGACUUGUUGUACGCUGUGGCUAACAAACUAUGCUAUAUUCUUAGAGUUGACAAGAGGGCUGACUUAGAGUUCUUGUUUAGACACAUCGUGUUUAAUAAGCAGUGGUUCACAGCGGAGAGGUUAAUGAACCUCGUGUCUUUAUCAGAUGCCGAUGGAUUCUCGAAAUCGCUCACGUUAAUAGAAGAGAUAAAGCUCUGUUACAGCACUGUUAUAAAUCUAAGCUAUAGAGACACUGGUGCUAAUAUCGUACUCAGGAAAUGGCAAGAACCGAUACUGCCAAGAGACUGGAUAUAUUUACCCAUUUUACACUUGUACAGCAAGAGUCAAGAGCAAAAUCCUCAAAAGGUUUUCGGUUUAAAUGUGAACGAGUCAAAAGCGAAAGAGUUCGUCAUCAGAAGCAGUUUAGAAUGGAUUCUAUUCAAUGAAUACUGUUUUCCUGACCUCCUGAAAGACAUAAACGUGACGGAUAGAUUCUGCCGAUUAAUGUGCGUUUUUCUGUGUGAUAACUCCUUAUUCUUGGAUGCAAGGAUCAAGAUUCUGCUACAGAAAUGUCUUGAGGUUUUAUUUAAGAGGAGUAGUGAGUUUAACUUCGACCAACAGCUGAUUGGUUUGAGUAACUUCCAAGGAUUUUACACCCAAUUUCUGGAGCAGUUCCAAUCAGUCAGUUAUGGGGAUUGCAACUUCGCUGCGUGUGUUUUAGUGCCUCUAGCUCAAAGACAUGAUGUCAAAUGGCGGAAGCUCAUUUGGUCUGAGUAUGCUGGGUGCUUGAGGGCUCUGGAUUGCCCAGAAGACCGCCUGGCUUAUAAAUUCAAGGACUACUUGUAUCCAGAGGAGACUGAAGCGUCUCUUAUAAAGUCUUACCAUCGAGCUUUGACAUCGAAUCUGUUGAGACCUGGCACAACUGCGUAUGCUAUAGCGCAGCACCACGUUGAAGCUUGGAAUCGCCGUAAAGUUGAACAGAGUUAGCAUAUUAGAUGUGGAUCAGAAUGAAAAUUCAAGACACUCAAAUUCUAAAUCCGUCAAAUUGCUUAAUAGGAGCUAGCUUUUUAAGUAUAAUUUUGUAAAUGUAAAGGGAAGGUUUGCAAACUUUUUGUAGCAAGAAGUUUAAUAAAAUCAUACUUCAUCA